Molecule: messenger RNA, 1098 nt
Organism: Dibothriocephalus latus
Lineage: Eukaryota; Metazoa; Platyhelminthes; Cestoda; Diphyllobothriidea; Diphyllobothriidae
Source: the annotation of a GenBank genome assembly
CUCCAAUUCAUCGUCUCAAGGUACAUUUCUGACGAUGUCCCCUUCGUUCGCGUUUCUGCACCCAUGGUCCGACGCGGCGUGUCAUGCUCAUUUUUGCUCUGUUCGAUUUUCUGGCUUCCCUUUCGUCUCCUGGUCCGAAAACACAACGUUGACCUUGCCUACUCAUCAAUGAUAAUGAGCGACGCCUUCCUGCACUCUGAAGCAGUCCGCGCAGUCGAGUUCACUACCUGUCCCGAGGAUCGCCCUCUCAUCGUUCAACUGGCCUGCAAGAACGCACCGGAUUUUGCGCGCUGUUGUGAACUGCUUCUCAACCAGUGCGACGGUGUGGACCUCAACUGUGGAUGUCCUCAAGGGUGUGAUAUGAAGGACGGAUAUGGAGCGGCAAUCUUGAAGCAACCUGAACUGAUCGCCGAUCUUGCAGCCGACUGUGACAAGUAUUCCACCGAGAAUCGGGCUGACAGGGCGCCCUUUUCUGUUAGCAUAAAAAUCCGUCUUGUUCCAAUUUCCGGAAGCAGGGCUACAGGAGCCGAUUCGAACAAUGUCAAACUUACGGUCGAGCUGAUUCGAAGGGCCGCAGCCAUGGGUGUGGACUGGGUGACGAUUCACGGGCGGAUGGCCUCACAAGGAAGCAGCUUGCCCUGUCAGUGGGAGGCCAUUCGCGACAUCAUUGAUGCCCACAUCCCCCACCUGGAACACGGAUGUGCACCACUGCUCAUCUUCUCGAAUGGCGAUGUUGCCUCGGCUGCGGAUGCCUGGAAGGCACACCAGCUCACUGCGUGUCCCGGUGUAAUGGUGGCUCGCGGUCUCUUGGCCAAUCCAGCUUUGUUCGAUCCCAACGUGGUCCGAAGUGAGGACUCGGAACUCGAAAGCCCUCAUAUAGCUGGAAGCCUGCUUCGCGAGUGGCUGGAACCGACUACUGAGCAUGCCACCAGUACUCCCUUUAAGAACGUUCGCCGACAGGCCUACUGGAUGCUUGAACAACAUCUCAACAAGGCCACACGAAAAGUCCUCCACGAGAUCCCUGACGUUGCUGGACUUUAUGACUUUUCAAGCCUACAGUGGCCCGAUGAGUGUACACCAGAAACACUACAAGCGUAA